AUGACGAGUGCGUCGUCUGUUCGAAAUGCCUCAUGGUAUGCUCCUUGGAGCUGGGGGAAGUCUAGUGGUCCCGUCGAUGCCAGCUCUCUCACACCGGCCGACCGCGUUCCCAUCGCCGAAUUCUCGCACCGUCCCGUCUCCGAGUUUGCGCAACAACACGCACAGCCUGUCGUCACCACGUCUACGCCCGAGCUCGCUCCUGCAGCUAUCGACAAGCCCGCCGUCGUGGAUGGAGCAGUCGCGCCUGCCAAGGCGGCAGUAGACAGCGCGCCUACCUUGACGGAACCCAAGACACUCGACACUCUCUUCGAUGCUGAGCCUGUCAAGGACACUCUCCCCACAGCCGAGAUUGACCCCACUCGUCUCAUCGAUCAUUCUGGACAAUUGCAGGAAUUGGGUCUCGACUACGGCUGGGGUAUGACGACUCUGUUCGAGAAGUGCAUCGAAACCAUCUACCUACAAUCAGGCAUGGGCUGGGCUGGCUCUAUCAUUGCUGCCGGUGUCGUUGUCCGUUGCACGACCUUUGUGCUCCAGGCAGCGAGCUCAGACAAGAUGGCAGUCAUGUCUUCACUGGCACCCGUUACCAAGCCUAUACAAGAGAAGAUGGAGGCUGCCCUUGCCCGAGGUGACAAGCAACAGGCCGAUCUAUACAAGAUGCAGCAGGCCGCAAUCAUGAAGCCCUACGUAGGAGGUAUGCUUGCCACUGGAGGUUUCAUGAUCGCGCAAGCCUGGAUUGGAUUUUCCGCCUUCAGAUUCCUAAGGGCUAUGGCUGACCUGCCCGUCCCCGGCAUGGCGCAUGAUGGCUUUCUGUGGUUCACCGAUCUGAGCAACCGCGACCCUUACUUCAUCUUACCGGCUGCAACUUCAGCCAUCAUGUAUACUACCGGAGGUGAAACUGGUGUGCAGCCCGAUACAGCCCAGGCAGUUACACGUCAAAAGAUUUUCACUGGUUUAUCCGUCUUCCUCGGUGUUGCCACCGCUUUCCAGGCCUCUGCUCUCCAACUCUACUUCCUGAUGACCGGUAUUAUGGGCGGUUUAACUGGUUGGUUGCUUCGCCAGAAUGGUUUCAGAAAAUUCAUUGGUAUUCGACCGCUACCCAGCAAAGAGAGCAACGAGCUUUACAGCAAAGUCGUCAAGGGAGAGGCGAAGUUGAGUCAAGUCAAGGGAGCCGAUGGCAGGGCUCGUUACCAGCCACCCACCCGCAAAGCAGCCCCGAUGAACCGUCGCCAGUUGUCCGGCAUCAACAUCAAAUCCGGAGUUGCCCUACCUGCGCAUCUCAAGACGGAGGUACCCAAGACGAUCGACACGGAAUAUCCUGACCGGGACAUCGAUUUCGAGGAAGGUGCCAAAGGCAAGCCAAUCAGCGAGAAGCUGGACUACUACCGCAGAAACUACCGCCUUGCCUACAUCUGGAGGCGGACGGGCAACGGCGUGGAUCGCUUCAUGAGGUCUAUGGGCUUUGGAGACAAGAAGAUGUCACCCGAGGAGGCCAGGAGGAAGAAGAGGGCUGAUGAUUACGAGAUUGAGAGGAGACGCAGGUUCCAAAAUAGGCAAUAG
This is a messenger RNA of Alternaria incomplexa, 1557 nucleotides long. RefSeq lists its product as uncharacterized. The transcript has 2 exons. The record is from RefSeq and is a predicted model, not a curated record. Gene Ontology annotation, biological process: protein insertion into mitochondrial inner membrane from matrix; mitochondrial respiratory chain complex IV assembly. The coding region runs from base 1 to 1557 and encodes 518 amino acids. Gene Ontology annotation, molecular function: membrane insertase activity. Gene Ontology annotation, cellular component: mitochondrial inner membrane. Lineage: Eukaryota; Fungi; Ascomycota; Dothideomycetes; Pleosporales; Pleosporaceae.